UCAUUCGCACACCACAUAAGCCCAUCACAAAAAUCACAAACCCAAAAGGCUAGCUCAAAACAUAAGCCAUAGCAAACAAGCAAGCAUAGGCACAGUGCACUUCUCCCAUAGCAGUAGAAGAGGAUCAACAACACAACAUGCUUCCUCUGGUGAACAUGCAAGCUCCUGAUCAUAACCAUCAUCCAGAUAAGACUACUAGGCAGAUGGAGAUGAUGAGGAAAGUUUCCAUCUCCAUCAUAGUCAUGGCGCUUCCGGUGCUCUACGCAUCGGUGCUCCGAGUCCCGCCGGCAACGCUUUUAAGGGACACCACCUUCUGGUUCCUCUUCUCCAACUCCAUCAUCGUCUUCAUCGCCGCCGACUCUGGCACGCUCUUCUUCACCCCAUCCUCCUCCUCUAGCUCCGACCACGCCGUAGACGACGACCGCCCCUUCGUCGUCUCCGUCUCCGGCGACUUCGCACCGCCAACAAUGGUUCUAGACGAGUACUCCGGCGCCAACGACGGCCACGGCGAUGCGGCGGCCGCCAUUGACGAACAUGAUGUGAACAUGCCGGAGAGGGAAGAGACGACGGCCAUGGCCAUGUGGAUGAGCGCGCCGCCGUCCUCUGCACUCACCGCCGGCGUCGAUUCCGGGGCCACGGUGAGGCCGGCGAUGCGGCGGCGGCGGCGGAGCAGGUCGCACAGCUCGCGCGCGCUCGUCGUGGCUCCUCCGCCGGAGCAGGAGGAGAAGAGCGUGGUGGUGCAGGAGGAGACGACGACCAAGCAGCUCCGGCGGACGGCGACGGAGCCCCGGCCGCCGGCGCCGGAGAAGAAGGAGAAGGAAGAUGAGGAGAGCGAGUACUACGCGCGGCUGUCGGACGAGGAGCUGAACCGGAGGGUGGAGGACUUCAUCGCCCGGUUCAACAGGGAGAUCCGGCUGCAAGUCGAGCGAGAAGACCAGCAAACUCUACCGCAAGCAGCAGCCUGAGAUCGGUCGACGGACGUGGCACGCCACGUCACGUGCACACGUGGCACGGCACGACACGUGCUGCAAGGUCAACACCCAGUUCAGAAAUUCUGAAUUCCGGCUACCGUCUGUACAAACAAAGCUGAAGCCUGAAGCUCGAGUUAAAUUUCUGCUUGUAAGUAAAGUAAGAACAGAGUAUUAUUACUCCAGUCAGUAGUAAGCAGUGCUGUACUAGCUUUCUUCUUGUGAUGUAGAGUGAGAGCAGAGGAAUUAAGGUAGAGAGACUGCACUGCAGUGCUUGAUAUAUGAGGCUUGGAAUCUUGGAUUUUGCAUGCAUGCAUUGGAACAGUCAAUAAAGAGAGAAAUAGGGAGCAAUCUGUGUGUCCUCUUCCUGCAUGAAGAUCUUGUCCUGUCAUCCUGUGUAAAGUGGACCCAUCUUAAGAAAAUAUAUAUUUGUAAUUAAAGUUGCACAAAUA
Brachypodium distachyon (stiff brome) is the source of this 1420-nucleotide messenger RNA. RefSeq lists its product as uncharacterized. The record is from RefSeq and is a predicted model, not a curated record. Lineage: Eukaryota; Viridiplantae; Streptophyta; Magnoliopsida; Poales; Poaceae. The transcript has a single exon. Bases 138 to 965 code for a protein of 275 amino acids.